This is a messenger RNA of Aspergillus steynii IBT 23096, 2984 nucleotides long. RefSeq names its product DUF3405 domain-containing protein. The record is from RefSeq and is a predicted model, not a curated record. Lineage: Eukaryota; Fungi; Ascomycota; Eurotiomycetes; Eurotiales; Aspergillaceae. The transcript has a single exon. The coding region runs from base 315 to 2738 and encodes 807 amino acids.
CUUGAGUCCUGUUCACGGGCCAGCGUUCAUAACGGAGUCUCCGGACCAUCGAUAUCUUCGAGGCCAAUUUCUUUUCUCUUUGCCUUCAUUCCGGCUCCACCUUGCAUUGUUUUCUUGCAUUGCGCAGAUCGAUCGAACCGCACGUUCUGCGGAGUAGAGGAUUCCAUCCCAGAUUCCUCGAACAUUCCAGGAACCUCAAAAGCCACGAUCUCGGUUCGAUAUCUUGGACGACUGGACCUUGAUGUCGUCAUAUUGAUCGUUGCAACGAACACAUUACGACUUGCCCUUCGAUGCUCGACUUCUAGACUGGAAACAUGAAGGGUCAGAAGAGGCGGUAUUCGUCCUACGAUGGCAACGAUGCCAGAAUAGAUAUCGAGAAGCAGCCAUCACGCUACAGUCGCCACUACCGCCAGGAUAGCCGCAGCUCGUUCGACUCGGACAGCGGUGAUGACUCGAUCGCGUCUUCGUCUGGCACCGGUUCUACAGCCGCUUCAUACCGUCCCAUGCUGGGAGGCGCCACACUUAGGCGCAGUCGGGUCGCGGCCGGCUUUUAUCGAGUUCCCAAUCGCAUCAUGAGAUGGCUCUGUCUGGCGCUGUUUUCGGCGUUGGUCCUUUUUGUCAUCACUCUCUUCCGCUUCUCUCUCUCAUCUUCCGCCAAACAGGCCGACCUCGAAAUACCCAAGCCGGUCUCCAAGCCUCCCCAGUGGGAGAGUUUUCCAUUCUUACAGAGAUACCAUGGCGGUCUUCGGAGUCUGGUGUCCCGCAAAGACGACGUUCCCGAGUUCCCCAGCAAUAACAUGGAGGAAUUGGCCGCGGCUGCGAGUGCCGACAAGAAUGAGACUGCCGUCCAGGCCCGGGAAGAAUCUGCGCCCACCUUUUCCAGCUCUGUAUUCAAUCCUUACCCCGACUAUCACUCGGCGGAAUAUAUUUCAGCAUACGGCGAAAAGCACGAUUGCUUUUUAGAUGCGGACAACACAAUGCGCAUUCCGCUGGUUCAGCAUUAUCCCGGCGUGCCCCGCGGCUUCCCUGAUGCCGCCAUGGGAUCGAACGAAAUGCUUGGGAUCCAGGAUGAUGUUUGCUUUGACCGCUUUGGUCGUUUCGGCCCAUAUGGCCUGGGCUAUAGUGUGCGCAAGGGCGGCACUGGAGCCGGAUUGGAGGGCCACCGCGAAGGCUCAGAACGCGUUUGGGAAGAUUUCCCCCCCGUCGAUUUUCGCCGGGUUGACUGGGCUUCUGCCCAGGCCCGUUGCCAAGCUGUCAACAGCCAUCGAUUCCGGAGUCUGCCCAGUCCGCGAGCUGAGCGCUUUCUCUCUAUGCCGGUUGGGGUACCAAAGGAGACCGACAGGAACUCAACGGCGGAUGACCAGGCAUCGGAAAAAGAGGCGAAUCGAUUGCCUCGAACGGCAAUCGUGAUCCGAACCUGGCAUGACUACCCAUACACCCCCGAAGAUGUGAUGAACAUGCGGUCUCUGAUUUCAGAACUUUCCCUGCUCUCCGGUGGAGAGUAUACUGUGCACUUCCUGAUCCAUGUCAAGGAUGAAAACCUGCAGAUCUGGGCGGACGAUGAAACAUACGAGCGCGUCCUGAAAGACGCGCUUCCGCAGGAAUUCCAUGGAUUGGCGACACUCUGGUCGGAGCGACAGAUGGCCCUCAUCUACCCCGGGUUAGAGGAAUCCAUGACCCGCGGAUUGCCCGUGCACGGCGUGUACCGUAGUACCUAUAUGCCCAUGCAGUAUUUCUCCCAACAGCACCCCGAGUAUGACUAUUACUGGAACUGGGAGAUGGAUACCCGAUACACGGGACAUUGGUAUCACCUCUUCGACAAGGUCAUCAGCUGGGCGCGUGAGCAACCACGUAAAGGUCUUUGGGAGAGGAACGCCCGGUUCUACGUGCCCUCCGUCCAUGGCAGCUGGGAGGACUUCCGGCAAAUGGUUCGCGUGCAGACUGAUAUUGGCACCAACAGCCCGAACAAUAUGUGGAGCCUCUCCAAACCCGGCCAGAGUCCCGGCGACAAAAAAACCUCUCACCAGCAAGGCGAUCGACCCAUUUGGGGUCCCGAGCGACCGGAUGAGCGCGACAUUUUUGAGAUGGACGGAGAUGGGAUUCCCCCGACCACGAUUGACAAGGAUCGAUACGAAUGGGGCGUCGGGGAGGAAGCCGACUUGGUUGUUUUCAACCCGCUUUACGAUCCCGAGAGUACGACCUGGCUCCUUCGGGACGACGUGACUGGAUACAACCGCGAAAACGGAAUGCCGCCACGUCGUACGGCCAUUGUCACUGCGUCCCGACUGUCCCGCAAGCUGCUGCAUACGAUGCACAAAGAGACGAGCAUCAAGCGCCACACCAUGUUUUCGGAAAUGUGGCCUGCCACGACAGCCUUGCAUCAUGGUUUCAAGGCCGUGUUCGUUCCACACUCGGUGUAUAUCGACCGACAGUGGCCCACCCAGUACCUGGAAGCCGUGUUCAACGCCGGUCGGAACGGGGCGUCGGGCGGUGCUCGAACGUCAGUUUUCGGAGACCGGGAGCAUAACUUCAAGGGGACCACGUGGUUUUACUCUGCCGGAUUCUCGCCCAACCUCUGGAGGCGCUGGUUGGGCUACAAGGUUGACAACGACGGUGGAGAGCAAGAAGAACUCGCCGGGGAGGGCCGGAUGUGUCUCCCCCCGAUGCUUCUCCAUCCUAUCAAGGAAGUGGAGAUGAUUAUUGAUGAUGGCGCACAGGGGACUGAAACAGCCGAGUAAAGAAAAAGGGGAAGAAAAAGAAAAAAAAGAAAAAAGGAAACACGAAAACAGGACUCUGGUCUUUUAUGUGAUUUUUAUGUGAUGAUGGAAAGAUUUUAUGUAUGGACCGUUCACGAUUUAGCGGUCUCUUCUGUACAUGUGUGAUGCAUACGAGGACAUCAGGCGAACUGGCGUUGACUACAGGGCGCUAUUAUUACUUGCUUACGACUGCCUGUAUAUGACUAUUGCUAUGAAUUUAUUAUUUGC